GAGCAUGCACUUGCAGCCAUUUUCUGCUCUUUGUGUGGGGUGGAUUAGCGGAUAGAGACCGAACCCAGAGCAUCAAUUCUACUACACCGAGCAAACGCUAUUUCACACAGUUUCUCCCCGCUUUGCAGUGACCGCCCGUUAGUUUAGGAGCGGACAUGCAAUUAGCAGAUUGGGCUGUUUUGUGAGUGAACCUGUGUCGCCAUGACAACCCACGUGACCCUGGAGGAUGCCCUGUCCAAUGUGGACCUGCUGGAGGAGCUUCCCCUCCCAGACCAGCAGCCAUGCAUCGAACCCCCACCAUCCUCCAUAAUGUACCAGGCAAACUUUGACACCAACUUCGAGGACAGAAAUGCGUUUGUCACUGGUAUUGCCCGCUACAUUGAACAGGCCACUGUGCACUCCAGCAUGAAUGAAAUGCUGGAGGAGGGGCACGAGUAUGCCGUCAUGCUGUACACCUGGAGGAGCUGCUCCAGAGCCAUUCCUCAGGUGAAGUGCAACGAGCAGCCAAACCGAGUGGAGAUCUAUGAGAAGACUGUGGAGGUGCUGGAACCGGAGGUCACCAAGCUCAUGAAAUUCAUGUACUUCCAGCGUAAGGCCAUUGAACGUUUCUGCAGCGAGGUAAAGCGACUGUGUCAUGCCGAACGCAGGAAGGACUUUGUGUCCGAGGCCUACCUCCUCACUUUAGGAAAGUUCAUCAACAUGUUUGCUGUGCUGGACGAACUGAAGAACAUGAAGUGCAGUGUAAAAAAUGACCACUCUGCUUACAAGAGGGCAGCUCAAUUCCUGAGAAAGAUGGCUGACCCACAGUCCAUCCAAGAGUCCCAAAACCUCUCUAUGUUUUUAGCCAAUCACAACAGAAUUACACAGUGUCUGCACCAGCAGCUGGAGGUGAUCCCAGGUUAUGAGGAGCUGCUGGCUGAUAUUGUCAACAUCUGUGUGGAUUACUAUGAGAACAAGAUGUACCUGACCCCCAGUGAGAAACACAUGCUGCUAAAGGUCAUGGGUUUUGGCCUUUACUUGAUGGACGGAAAUGUCAGCAACAUCUACAAGCUGGAUGCAAAGAAAAGGAUAAACCUUAGCAAAAUCGACAAGUUCUUUAAGCUUCAGGUUGUUCCCCUGUUUGGAGACAUGCAGAUCGAGCUGUCACGGUACAUAGAAACAAGUGCCCACUAUGAAGAGAACAAGUCCAAGUGGACCUGCACUCAGAGCAGCAUCAGUCCACAGUAUAACCUAUGCGAGCAAAUGGUGCAGAUCAGAGACGACCACAUCCGCUUCAUCUCUGAGCUGGCACGCUACAGUAACAGUGAGGUGGUCACUGGAUCCGGGCUGGACAGUCAGAAGUCUGAUGAGGAAUACAGGGAGCUUUUUGACCUGGCACUCAGAGGACUGCAGCUUCUGUCCAAAUGGAGCACCCAUGUCAUGGAAGUGUACUCUUGGAAACUAGUCCACCCGACUGAUAAGUUCUGCAACAAGGACUGUCCGGGCACAGCUGAGGAAUACGAGCGCGCCACACGCUACAACUACACCAGCGAGGAGAAGUUUGCCUUGGUGGAGGUCAUUGCUAUGAUCAAGGGUCUUCAGGUUCUGAUGGGACGGAUGGAGAGUGUGUUCAACCAGGCCAUCAGGCACACAAUCUACGCCGCCCUGCAGGACUUCGCACAAGUGACCCUGAGAGAGCCACUCCGACAGGCUGUGCGCAAGAAAAAGAACGUCCUCAUUAGUGUACUUCAGGCAAUUCGUAAAACCAUCUGUGAUUGGGAAGGAGGAAGAGAACCCCCUAAUGACCCCUGUCUGAGGGGAGAGAAGGACCCCAAAGGAGGAUUUGACAUUAAAGUUCCUCGUCGUGCUGUUGGCCCCUCAAGCACACAGCUCUACAUGGUUCGCACCAUGCUGGAGUCUCUCAUCGCUGAUAAAAGUGGCUCUAAGAAGACUCUUCGCAGCAGUCUGGAUGGCCCUAUUGUUCAGGCCAUAGAGGACUUCCACAAGCAGUCUUUCUUCUUCACCCAUCUCCUGAACUUUAGUGAGGCCCUGCAGCAGUGCUGUGAUCUGUCCCAACUGUGGUUCCGAGAGUUCUUUUUAGAGCUCACCAUGGGCCGUCGCAUCCAGUUCCCAAUUGAGAUGUCCAUGCCUUGGAUCCUCACCGACCACAUUCUGGAGACCAAAGAGCCCUCCAUGAUGGAAUAUGUGUUGUAUCCGUUGGACCUUUAUAAUGAUAGUGGUUAUUAUGCCCUCACCAAAUUCAAGAAGCAGUUCCUCUAUGAUGAAAUAGAGGCUGAGGUCAACCUGUGUUUCGAUCAGUUUGUGUACAAGUUAGCGGACCAGAUAUUUGCCUACUACAAAGCAAUGGCUGGAAGUGUCCUCCUAGACAAACGCUUUCGUGCAGAGUGUAAGAACUACGGUGUGAUCAUUCCUUACCCGCCUUCAAACCGUUAUGAGACACUGCUCAAACAGAGACAUGUGCAGCUGCUGGGUCGCUCCAUUGACCUGAACAGAUUGAUAACCCAGAGGAUCUCAGCAGCCAUGUACAAAUCCCUGGAUCAGGCCAUUAGCCGCUUUGAGAGCGAGGACCUCACCUCCAUAGUGGAGCUUGAAUGGCUGAUGGAAAUCAACAGGUUGACUCAUCGCCUGCUUUCGAAGCACAUGACCCUAGACAGUUUUGAUGCCAUGUUCCGUGAGGCCAAUCACAAUGUGUCUGCUCCAUACGGCCGUAUCACACUGCACGUCUUCUGGGAGCUCAAUUUUGACUUCUUACCUAACUACUGUUACAAUGGCUCCACCAACAGGUUUGUGCGGACAGCCAUUCCCUUUACCCAGGAGCCUCAGAGGGACAAACCUGCCAAUGUCCAGCCUUACUACUUGUAUGGCUCCAAGCCUCUGAACAUUGCCUACUCCCACAUCUACAGUUCCUACAGGAACUUUGUAGGUCCUCCGCACUUCAAAACAAUCUGCCGUCUUCUUGGUUACCAAGGCAUCGCUGUGGUGAUGGAGGAGCUGCUCAAGAUAGUCAAGAGCUUGUUGCAAGGCACCAUCCUGCAGUAUGUGAAAACCCUCAUAGAGGUGAUGCCCAAGAUCUGCCGUCUCCCUCGUCAUGAGUACGGAUCACCAGGCAUCCUGGAGUUCUUUCACCAUCAGCUGAAGGACAUCAUUGAGUACGCUGAGCUGAAGACAGAUGUGUUUCAGAGUCUGAGAGAAGUGGGCAAUGCCAUCCUCUUCUGUUUGCUCAUCGAGCAAGCUCUGGUGGUAAGGAAUUAGGCCUCAUUCAUGUAACCGAACCACAAACUGACUGAACGCACACUCUUCCUGGUUUUUAUACUUUUUCUUUAGUCACUUUUGUGCCGUGUUCUGCCAUGGAUUCAAGGAGGUUAGCGUCACCGAAACGAGAGAAUAAAAGUCGAAAUGUAAAACGGCGCUGUGAACGACUCUGCACGUGCCCACUGGGUUAAUAUUAAGAGGCUUCUUUAGGAGCAUUUCCUCCAAAGGAAGUCUUCCUUGCUUUCAUGGCAGUCACGACUCCUCUCUGGCUGCCUGUGACGUCCCGUGCUGGUGCACAUCUGCUUCCAUACACUUCUCUUCUUCUGACUGUAACUCUUCUGAUGCCUGUUUCUCUUGUGUUUCUGUUUGGGUCUCUCUCUCUCUCUGAAGCAUAGUGAAUGUGUCGGAUGAUCAUUGCACGCUGAUCUCUCAUUAACAUUGUUUCUGUCAGGGUGCUCUUCUGGUCGUCUCUCUCUUCUUGUUUGGGUGUUGUUCGGUGCUUGUUUUAUUAUUGUGAAUGAAGUGAUUUUUGCUCAAAUUUGUGUACCUCAUUGAUUUGAAGGUCAUUGCCAUGAGACCUUUAAACUUUCACAUUGCAUUUGAUUUAGGGUUUACACCACCUGCAACAAUAAUAAUUUAUUUAUCACAUAUUUUAGAUCUUUCUGUGUUUAUAAUAAAUGUUGAUGUAGAGUUCAUAUUAAUAGUUAGGUGUUGGUGGAUUGGGCAUUCACAUGGCCCAUUUUUGUGUUAAAAAACAGCUAGAUGGGGUAUAACAGACUGAAACGUAAAAUACACAAGUCUCAAGACUUUUUUUUUUAUGUUAAUGUCUUAAAAAUGUUGUUCAAGCCACAAAAUGCUAUGGGGCAUGUCAUGACAACGAAGGACAAUCUGCAUGCAAGCAUAGACCAACUUUAAAAAAUAGCAUUAAAUCAGUGAAAUAAGGAAUAUGCCACUCUAUAGGGUAACCAACAUAUCUUCAAUAAAUAUAUAAAAUCUGUAUUGCACAGAACUACUAAAUUCCUCACAAAAAUAUGCGUAUUAUAAAUAAAUAUGUAUACUUAUGUAUAUUAAUAAAUAUGUAAAUAUUUAUAUAAUUUAUAUAAGUAAUAUAAAUAUCUAAUAAAUACGAGCAUAAUAAUAGAAUAAUAUAUGCAUAAUAAUAGAAAUGCUGUUCAUAACAGGUGAUUUAAAGGGGUUUUUUUUUAAUGGUUUCAGAUUUCAAGUAGAACCAAGCUUUUUGUGAUCAAAUUAUUGGAUGAGAUCGGGUCGGAAAUUAAUUAGGGCUUGUGGCAAAAAUGCCACCGAAAUGAACAAAAAUGUCCCAUAAAUUCAAGACAAAGAGGCAAAAAAUGCCCCUGCACAAUUCAUCAACGUAUUACGGCUGUCGCAAUUAAUAUUAAAUGUAAAAAUGAAUAAAAAAGUGCCAAUUCGCAGAAUUAGAUUCACUCACAUUGCAUCUAACUGCUUUUACACACUGUUUUGUGCAGCAUUGACUCUUAUAAUCAAUCAAACACAUUUCUGUUGAACUUAGGAAUGCAUUGGCCAAUCAGAGGUGCUUAGAUUAGUCAGCGCUGAAAACUUUGAGUGUGCACGCUCGCAAAUUCUGAAAUGAAACAAAAGCAUUUUAUAUUGUUUUCUACAAUAUUGUUUGGAAAUGCCUUAGAAAAGUGGAGUUUUGGACAAUAUUGGCAUGAAUCCUUUUUAAUUAGUGAUAAUUUUGCACUGAUAAGUGACAACACAAACUAUGAACACUUUUUUUUUUUUUUUACAUAAACAGUUUAUACAUAGAAAAAAAUACAUUUUCAAAAUAUCCACCGUUAGCAGCUAUUAAAGCUCUACAUAAUCUGGGCCUAAAUUCAUUGUAUUCUAAACUUAAUUGGCAAUCAGUUGUUGAAGUUAUUAAGGUGUGCUGACCCAAAAAUCUUUUAAAAACCUGGGCCAGGUUUAAACCAGUAAGCAGGCAUCACAGCUGGCAAAGGGGCAUGUGUGACUUUGACAUGUAUAUAUUGCCAUUAUUAUGUAAUCAAAAUGAAAAUUAUUAUUGCUGGUCUUCAAUGAUAAUGUCAAGUUACUUUAAUGUAUUUGCACCAAAAAAUGAUAAGGAUUUAUGCUGAUAUCGUCUAAAACCACACUUUGCCAGGGCUGUUUCCAAACUUUUGAAGGGCAGUGUAUAAAGAGCAAUAAUCUACUAAAAUGAUUUUUGUCACAAUAUUGCAGCCCUUAUGAAAGCCCUCCUGUUUUUACAUGUAUAAUUUCAGUACAAUUUAACGAAGUCUGUUGUUAUUCACAACAACUUAAAAUAUUGAUUAUUUAAAUUUAAACAUUUGAGAUUGAAGACAUCGUAGAAUGGUUUUUAUGAUAAUAAUAAUAAGGUGAUUAUAAUAGUUGACCUCACAAAUGUAAAAAAUACCCCUGGAAAUCAAUUGAGAUCCUUUUAUCAGUCCUAUAUUUGGUGUAAUCAUUUACCGUUAUUCAGACAAAGCUUCUCAUUCAACAUGAAUUCCACACAAAUAUCAUCAUAUUUAGAAUCAAAAUGUUACAUUUUAACAUUUUCAUACAUAUUACGACUAACCCAUUUUUACACUAAUGUGUGUUGUUUGUGUUAUGUACAGCUUGAUUCAGAUUUCAUUGAACAGUGUGAUUAAAAAAGCGUUUCUCAUUUGUUCCUCAUCAUGUUUCUGUGCUGUU
Messenger RNA from Labeo rohita (rohu), 5940 nucleotides. RefSeq names its product cytoplasmic FMR1 interacting protein 2 (gene cyfip2). The transcript is spliced from 25 exons. Bases 202 to 3252 code for a protein of 1016 amino acids. Gene Ontology annotation, molecular function: small GTPase binding. The record is from RefSeq and is a predicted model, not a curated record. Gene Ontology annotation, biological process: regulation of actin filament polymerization; cell projection assembly; apoptotic process. Lineage: Eukaryota; Metazoa; Chordata; Actinopteri; Cypriniformes; Cyprinidae. Gene Ontology annotation, cellular component: neuron projection; synapse.